Messenger RNA from Acaulospora morrowiae, 1167 nucleotides. The record is from the annotation of a GenBank genome assembly. NCBI's taxonomy places the organism in Eukaryota, Fungi, Glomeromycota, Glomeromycetes, Diversisporales, Acaulosporaceae.
AUGUUUUCAUCUGUGGAUAAAUAUCUUUCUUACAUAAAUGAAAAUAACGACCGUUCUGUGAUUCUUCCUUUAAGGGAGCAAAGUGAAGUUACAAUCGAUUUAGCAAAAUUAGGUUAUGGAAAACGUCUUCGUAAAGCGUUACUCCCUCUAUUGCGUGAUAUGAUCCCAGGAUGGGAGGGCGUUACAUCAGAAUCUCACAUUCAAGUAGAGCAGAUCACAGGUUCUUACACGAAUUCGGUAUUUUGUGUUAAAAAAAAUUUGCUAGAUGACGCAAAAACGCAAAAGGUAUUAUUGAGAAUAUAUGGAAACGGGGUUGACCAAUUAAUCGACCGAGAAGGGGAACUUCUAACUCUAAGAAUGCUUUCAUCAGUCAAAAUCGGUCCGCAACUACUCGGAAUCUUCAAGAACGGCCGCUUUGAACAGUUUCUGGAAUCCAAACCUUUGACCAAGGAUGAUCUUUGCAUGGCUCCAGUAUCACGUCAUAUUGCGUGCCGAAUGUUUCAACUUCACAAAAUCGUAAAUAUAUUCCCACCAAAGAAAGAUGUUAUUCCAGAAGUGUGGGUUAACAUUGAUCGAUGGUAUCCAUUAGCCUGUAAGGCGGUUAAACCAGACAAUAAGGAAGCGUUACGUUUACUAAAUUUAUUAAAGGAUGAAAUCCCACGAUUAAAGUCGAUGCUUUUCAAGGUUAAUUCUCCAAUCGUGUUCGCACAUAAUGACACACAGUACGGUAACAUUCUACGACUUGCAGACGAAUCUAAUCAAUUGGUGGUGGUCGACUUUGAAUAUGCCGGAUACAACUAUCGUGGAUUUGAUAUAGGAAAUCAUUUUUGCGAGUGGGGUUAUGAUUAUAGUGGUCCAGAGCCUCAUGUUUUUCAUAGGGAGUGGUUCCCCACGGAAGAUGAACAAUAUAAUUUUCUUUCUGCGUAUUUAGAGGCUCAGGACCAAGAGCUAGGGUUUGUAACGAGAGAUCAAUUAACGUUACAAAAAAUGCGAGUGGAGUGCAAUGCUUUCUCACUAGCGAGUCACGUUUUAUGGGGAGUAUGGGGUAUUAUACAAGCCGCUCAAAGCGAAAUUAGUUUUGACUACCUAUCUUAUGGUAUUCAAAGGUUACAGGCCUUCGAAGAUUAUAAAGAAGGAAUUUACAAUCAAAUUCUGGAACAUUUUUAA